AUGUCAAGCUUCCCCACAGAUGAGUUCACCAACGAUCUGGAUGGACAGGUUUUGCUCUUGAAUGUGCUCCCUUCAGCGGGUCAGACUAUUUAUGCUUGCUGCUGGUCCAGUUCAUGGCAAGGAAACAGGAAGGCCGACCGGAGCAGUGAUCAUGGGGUGGUAAUGCAUGCAAACUACCGAACCCAGGCCAUCCGACAGAAACCUGCAGGAUACUUAACACGCGAGCUGAUCUGGUUGGAUGCACGCGCAGCAUCUUGA
Molecule: messenger RNA, 258 nt
Organism: Penicillium antarcticum
Lineage: Eukaryota; Fungi; Ascomycota; Eurotiomycetes; Eurotiales; Aspergillaceae
Exons: 1
Coding region: 1-258 (85 amino acids)
Source: RefSeq, a predicted model, not a curated record